AAGAUUAUCUGUUUUGGCAUUAAUGUUUAUGUUGCAGAAAAAUAAUUUCAGCGAGACUUUCACUUACCAGACUCGGCGAGCGGCUGGCCGUAUCUCAAGUGUAAAACGUUACACGGCAUCGACACGCACAAUUUGUCGUGGGACAUCAUCCUUCGUUCUCUUCUCCUGAUCGGAGAAAGGUACCGCGCACGGCAUCGUCGGGUCAUCAAUCGCUGGUCGACUCUCGCACGGUGUACAUUCGUGCGUACCUCACGAAGGCCCGCGUACCUCGCGUUAACGGUUGUUUCUUAAUGCGACACGAAGAAAGAGGCCCCUCGUGAGGAAUUGUUCCUUCGAGCACGGAAGGCGCGUUAAAAACUGGGCCCGACAGCCACUUCCGGACAGCUGUCGUCAACGUUAGUGUCGGAACGAGGACAGUGUUUUGCAUGAGGGGAAAAAACUGAUUAGAGCGUGAAAUUUCGUUUUGAAUAAAGUGAUUAAAUUCUGUAGAAAAAUCUCUUUUUAGCUUGGAGAAACGAAACUGUUGAUGCGAGAAAUGGAGGCAGUUUUACUGAAAUUGGGAGAGUUGAGGCUCUCCCUUUGAGUACACAGCAAUCAGAACGUUGAUAUCUCUCGGAAGAGAUAAGUGGGUGGCGCGCAGGAAAUGCAUCUUGCCGAUAUCCAGCCUCGCAGACCCUCUUGAAAACCUUGGAGACAGACGAGAGAAGAGUAGUCAUCUCCCGAGAUCCGACAGUCUCCGACGAUACGCUCGAGGGAACGAAUCCACAAUGAUCCGCGUAACUCCCGGUGCCGGCGGAGUACUGGAGGAGCGCUGACAAAGUCGCCGAAACGAUCAGGAAAAAAAUGACCGUCUCGAUGGAGCACAAGCGGAAGAGUUCGUGGGACUCGAAGAUUUCGGUGAGCACAGUGAGUACAAGGAGAUUCAGCCGUGCCGGGACACCAAGCUCAAUCCUGUCAUCCGACAGCGACAUCCGUUUCACAAGGAAGCUCGGCGGCCAGUAUCGUUGCGGAUGUUGCGUCCUCGCUGCUUUCCUGCUCUUUCUCCUCUUCUCGGGUGUCUCCAUAUACCUCGGCUAUACGUUCCUCACUUCGGAUCCACCCGGUGAUCAGAUAUUUCUCGCAACAUUUCGAGUUACCAAAGGUGAUUCCUUCACCGCGGAACUGGCAGACCCUUCUACAGAGGCCUUUCGAAUACGAUCGCGAGAAUAUCGCGAUCGUCUUAAUCUUAUCUUUCGCCGCAGCUGGCUAAAGAUAUCGUUCCUCGCAGCAGAAGUUUUGGCGCUUGACGGAGUGGAAGGCCGCGACUUGGUGGUGCAUUUUGAUGUGAGGUUCGAUCCGCGAUAUCAGACCAUAACUACCGGGAAUAUCGUAGACAUUUUGUCACGAGAAAUAAAUCCCGAAACUUCGAAGUAUCUAACGAAUUUGACGAUAGAGGCGAAGAGCCUCGAAGUGCAAGAAAGUCUAACAGCCCUGAAUGCGCAGAGCAGUUCGCAAUCGACCGUCCCGACGUUACCGCCGACGACGACAGCCCCUCCGCCGAGAAGAUGCAGCAAACUAGAUUUAUCCUAUUGUAAACAUCUCCCUUAUAACAUCAGCUCGUACCCGAAUAUAUUGGGGCAUCGAUCGUUGGCAGAUGUCGAGGAAGAUGUUAUCGCUUUUAGAGAACUAGUGGACGCGGAAUGCUAUCCAUCGGCCUACGACUUCGUUUGCCAGGUGCUGCAGCCUGCGUGUCGAUCAAGUCAACCGGAGGAUUUGCUACAAUUGCCCUGCAGGAGUUUUUGUAGAGAGUUUUGGAAUGGAUGCGGUAGCCGUCUUCCCGAGAAGAUAAAACGCGCUUUGGACUGCUCGAACUUUCCUGAAUACGCCGAUCCCGGCAGCUGCAGGCCGAAGCCAGGAUGCGUGCAGGGGCUUCAGUCGAAAGCUUUGUCUCCGCGAAUUUGCGACGGCGUGAUCGACUGUCCAGAUCUUUCGGAUGAGAAGAAUUGUGCCUAUUGUCGAGACGGCUACAUGCAUUGUGGAGUAGGAAGAGCGUGUAUACCGCAUACAAAGCGAUGUGACGGCAAGGUAGACUGUCCGAAUGGCAGCGAUGAGAAAGACUGUUUGUCUUUGGCACCGAGCGUUCACGCAUUAAGAUCGCAAUCUUGGAACACACCGCAUACCGCGAAAUACAAUAAAGAGGGCUACGUCGUAUUUAACGAGAAAGGCACCAUCGGCAAACUUUGCACGGCAAACUUGAACGUUACUUUACCGGAAACAGAAAUCAAUAAUGUUCUGCAAACGGCAGCGAGCUCAUUAUGCAAUUUGCUUACAUAUGGUGGCGUAGCUUCCGUUGAGGUAAAAAUUGACGAUGAAGAAGAUGUCCCGUACGUGUACAUGGAAGAUCCAUCAGCGCCAGAAAUCACUUUUGUCAGGGCUCCUUGUCCUAGCAAGGAAGUCCUGUACGUCCACUGCUCCGAUCUCGAAUGCGGAAUACAACCUCUACGUGCUAACGGCGGUACUCAAGGCCUUAAUAAGAUGGCAGAACCCGGUGAUUGGCCUUGGCAUGUUGCGCUCUUUAAGGAGGGAGUUCAUGUUUGCGAUGCUACUCUCGUAGCGGAUAAUUGGUUACUCACAACUGCGUAUUGCUUCCAAGGUCAACCGAAAGCAGAGUGGUCGGCUAGACUUGGUGUUGUGCGACUCUCGAGCACUUCACCUUGGCAACAAGAACGCAGGAUUGUCGGUAUGAUUAAAUCACCAGUGGAAGGCACAACUGUUCUGGUCAAGUUAGAUAGACCGGUGACGACCUUUUCGGAUUUCGUAAGACCGGUUUGUCUGGCUUCUAGCGAGGAUCCACCGAGCAACGCAACACAAUGCAAUACUCUUGGCUGGGCGAGAAAUCGCGAUGUACUGCAAAGGGUACAACUCAAACAUAGCGCAAUGGAAAAAUGUGAAAAUAUUAGUAUUCCCUCAGUAAAUAGUGUCUGCACUGAGCAGGCAUAUUCCACGGACGAUUGCAACGAAGAAGAACUCGCUGGUAGUCCAAUGCUAUGUCUUCAAGAAGAUGGUCGAAGAUGGGCACUGACUGGUAUUGGUAGCUGGAGGAUAGCUUGCUCGAAAGAUGGACUCGAGAGACCUCGAUUAUACGACAAAAUUUCAUCGCAUAUUGACUGGAUCAAAUCUACCAUUGCCUGAAAGUUUUCACCGAGUUAACAUUCGAGAAAUAUCAUUCCGCGAACAAUAUGUAUCCUCAAUGAUACGGAAAUCGGAUGGAAAAAGAAAUAUCCAUCGUAUUUCAAAACUGGGACUGAUAUUUAAAUUGUGAUAAAAAUAAUCAAUCUAUUAAUACGACGUCGUUGCAGCUGAUAAAACUAAUCGCAUCUGUUUCGUAAGAGUACUCACGUUGCGUUGGUGAUAUAUAAUUUCCAUUAUCAAAAACGACAAAUAAAGAAUAUAUCUUGCUACUGAUCGAAUUGAUCGAUGACGUGCAAUUGCAUUUUUUGUAAAUAUAAAUAUUUUAAUCUAGGACGCGAAAGUCCUUCGUUACCGUGGCAUAAUUUUUUUAACUUAUUUCCCUCGUCCUACUUUUACUUUAAUAUGCGUAUACAUAUUUGCCUUGUACUUUAUCUUUAAGUUUCAUACCGUUAUCUUAGUAAUUACAAUGCAAUUAUGUUUGUAAAAUUGUUUACGCAUUAAAGCCUUCUAAAAUAUC
Molecule: messenger RNA, 3688 nt
Organism: Linepithema humile (Argentine ant)
Lineage: Eukaryota; Metazoa; Arthropoda; Insecta; Hymenoptera; Formicidae
Source: RefSeq, a predicted model, not a curated record